AUGACAGAGGUCGAAAACGCCGUUGUGCCUGCGUUCCAAAGACUCUCAGAUUUAGUCGACAAUCAACCGGAAAACUAUGCCAGGGGUAGUCAGGAUAUUCAGUUGGCAGCUCUUGCGGCAACCCAGUACUUGUUCGACCUUUCAUUGAAAUGCGAAAAUGCGUCUGUACCACACAUUAACAAUCUUCUCCAAGCUCUCAGUCCAUCCGAGGCACCUCAAACGCGAUCACAGAGUAGGAAGCGAAAACGCAGCCCUAGCCCUCCACGAAACGUGCCUACAUUCGAAACGACUCCUUUGACGUCUUUGUUUACGGAUGGCAUGGAUGAGGAACAAAUAUGGGCCCAGUUGGAUCUCAGAGCAAGCAGGGUUAGCACGCUCCUUGAACAGGCUAUCCAACCAAUCCAAGAUUCAGAGGAUUGCGAUGAAGACAAGGACGAGACAUUGCAAAAGGUUUUCGGGGCCCUCGAAAAUGGUGAGGACGUUGGAGACAUCGAUUUUGAUGACCUUGACCAGGAUCUGGGAGAGUCUGAUGGAGGAGGCCUUAGUAAAAGCAGUUCUGAGGAAGAGGAGGAGAGCUCGGAAGACGAGCCACAUGAAGAGGGUGUCAUGACGCUGAAGGACCCUUCCUCUGAGGAGGAUUUUUCCACGGAUAACUUCUCCGACUCUCAGCAAUCACCUCGAAAGAGAAGGGCGAAGAAGAGUCAAAACAAACCGAGACAUGUGCAUUCAGAACUCGAUGACAAUUUUUUCAAUCUCAAAUCCUUCAAUUCCCAGACUGAAUGUUCUGAAGCACUCUCAGUAUCCCGUGGAAAUCUUAAUGCGGACGAGGAGAGCUCAGACGAAGAGUUUGUGGACCUGUUUGCUCCCGUUGAUGUCGAAAACUUUGAUGAAGAAGACCUUGAAGACAGUGCCGAGCCCUUCUACAAAGACUUCUUCGCUCCUCCUCGAUCUGGUUCUUCUAAACGUGAGAAGGGUGAGACUCGCAGAGGUGGUGUACGUUUCCAUGAUGAGGUUAGGGUGAAGAAAAUCAAAGCAAAGGGAAAAAACCUACCGUUGUCACACUUGUUCGACGACGACGGGGAUGUCGAUGGUGAGGACGACGAUGAGGACGAAGAGGGACUGUUGGAAGCGUUGAACGGUGACAAACAUAAAGACGAAGACGUUUCAGACGACAGUGACGGCGAUGAGGAUAAUGAACACAUGGACACGGAAGACAGCGCAUCUGAGCACAGUGGCGGGGAUGCUAUUGAUCGACUGAAGGAUGAUUUAUUCGCUGAAGAAGAUGAAGAACCCGAGCAAGAUCAAUCCAUGCACGAAAAGCGCAUGGCUGAGUUGAAAGAGCAGAUUAUGGUGCUGGAGGAAGAGAAUGUCGGCAGAAAGGACUGGGUACUUAUGGGCGAAGCUCAUUCACGGUCUCGUCCUCAAAAUUCGCUACUGGAAGAGGACCUGGAGUUCGAACGCGUCAUGAAGGCAGUGCCUGUUAUUACCGAAGAGGUGGUGCAGGAACUUGAAGAGAGGAUCAAGGCUCGAAUCAUGGACAACAACUUUGACGAUGUUGUGAGGAUACGACCUUUAGAGGAUAAGCCCUUUCUGCCAUCAAGAUUCUUCGAGCUCAAGGACACAAAAUCAGCUGAGUCGCUUGCACAAAUUUACGAAAAUGAUUUUCUCGCAGCACAAACUGGAGCUCCUGUGGAUGAUCGUGACGGUAAGCUGAAGAAGGAGCACGACGAUAUUGAACAGUUAUGGAAUAGUAUUUGUGGAAAGCUGGAUGCACUCUGUAAUGCCCACUUUACUCCCAAACAAGCCAAAGUUACGAUAUCCUCCAUAUCAAAUGUGGCAACCACGUCUUUGGAAUCUACUCUGCCUACUACCGAAUCUACAGCAACGAUGCUUGCGCCCGAAGAAGUAUUCGCACCGUCCUCGUCUGAUCUUCGUUCUCGAAGUGAAAUGACUCCCCAUGAAAAGCAAGCACUAAGAAUGAAAGAACGGAAAGCCAGGAAAAAGAGAAGAGACCAAUUGGACAUUGCUAUGGACAAAUAUGCCAGAACCAGGGGCAGCGUGAAGUCACAAAAGAAGGAUGCGUUAGAGACGGUUGUAAAGAGCGGCAAAGGUGUUACUGUGGUUGGGAAGCAGAGGAAAGAUAUCCUCCAAGGGAAGAAAUCCAAGUUGAAAUGA
Messenger RNA from Guyanagaster necrorhizus, 2175 nucleotides. Its product is annotated as Mpp10 protein. NCBI's taxonomy places the organism in Eukaryota, Fungi, Basidiomycota, Agaricomycetes, Agaricales, Physalacriaceae. The coding region runs from base 1 to 2175 and encodes 724 amino acids. The transcript is spliced from 5 exons. Gene Ontology annotation, cellular component: sno(s)RNA-containing ribonucleoprotein complex; nucleus; small-subunit processome. The record is from RefSeq and is a predicted model, not a curated record. Gene Ontology annotation, biological process: rRNA processing.